CGACCGACUUCACGUCACUGAUGCGCUCGCUGCGGCCUGCGCCCUGCGGAGUGCGGCCUGCGCUAGUGCCGAAACAUGGCUGGUGACUAGCCGGAGGUUUUUCAUUCACUCCUCUCCGGAUUUAUAUACCCUCGAGUAUGGAACUGUCGCGCGUCGUUCUCGGUAACCGGCUGAGGAAGACGCUGCUCGACGUGACGAACAAAAUUUUCAGCGUGCAAGUCGCCAAGUACAUAAGAUUGGCAGAAGUCGGAAAAUUGGAGACUCCGAAACUGCAGGGCAAGUACGAAACUGGACAGCUGAUAUUGCACAGGGUCUUUGGCUACAGGGGAGUCAUUCUUUUUCCAUGGCUGGCUAGAGUUUAUGACAGAGAUUUGCCCAACAGACGCGAAGGCACUGAAGAUGGAAACUUCAAUGGAGUUGGGAAAGAAGUGAAAGGACGAACACACACUUUUUAUCAAGUUUUAAUUGACCAGAGAGAUUGUCCUUACAUUAGGGCACAAACAGAAGCUGUGACCUUUCUUGGAAACCAUGAAAGCAGUAGGAGUCUUUAUGCCAUACCAGGACUAGACUAUGUUGCACAUGAAGAUAUUUUACCAUACACCACCAAUGAAAAACCAGCCUUACAGCAUGAGUUGUUUGAUAAAUUUCUCUCCUACCAUUCGGACAGAGACCCCCCGUUUGCAGCUCAAGAAACACUACGAGCAUGGCAAAAGAAAAAUCAUCCUUGGCUAGAGCUAUCAGAUGUUCACAAAGAAACGACAGAAAACAUAAGAGUCACUGUUAUCCCAUUUUAUAUGGGCUGUAGGGAAAGUCAGACCACAUCAGUAUAUUGGUGGCGCUACUGCAUCAGGCUAGAGAAUCUUGGCGAUUUAAGUGUACAAUUAAGAGAAAGGCAUUGGAGAAUAUUCAGCUUAUCAGGCACAUUAGAAACAGUAAGAGGACGGGGUGUUGUGGGCCAAGAACCAGUGCUCUCAAAGACCUUACCAGCCUUCCAGUACAGCAGUCAUGUUAGUCUACAGGCUCCUAGUGGACACAUGUGGGGAACAUUUAGAAUGGAAAGAGAAGAUGGUUAUGCCUUUGACUGUCGAAUUCCGCCCUUUUCUUUAGAAUCGAAAGCAGACGAACCCACGACUCCUAACGCAAACACGUGAAACAUAAUUUACGACAAGCGAAAACUUAUUUAGGCUAAGAUUUAAAGUAAUAAAUGCUGAAACGUUGACAUUUAUAACUAACUGGAAAAUUACAUCUCUCUCAGUAUAAUAAAUUAAGCGCCAUCAGCACUAUUAAAUUAACUUUGUAUAUAACUUUAUAGAUAUUUAGCAAUGAGAAAGUAUAUCGUAGUGUACAUUGUAAUUCUGUAAACUUUAUAAAUAUAAGUUGUUAGAUUCAAAUAUAAAUAGUGUUCAUUAAAUUUUAUGUAAAACUUAUCGAAUACCAAAGAAGAAAGUAUCAGUGAAGUAAAAUGUAAUGAACACAAUGAUUUAGUGUGCAGUAGUGAUAAAAUUGUAAAUAAAUUGAUUUUUUACAGCCUGAAGAUAUACGAAACAGUAGCUUGAAUCGUCGAUAGCGACGCAACGUCCUUUUAUUUCGAUGAUAAUGCUCUUCUUUUUAAACACUUGAAAUACAAAGAGUAUUUAAUUUCGA
This is a messenger RNA of Nasonia vitripennis (jewel wasp), 1644 nucleotides long. It is a transcript of the gene POLDIP2, whose product is annotated as polymerase delta-interacting protein 2. Gene Ontology annotation, biological process: error-free translesion synthesis. Gene Ontology annotation, cellular component: nucleus; mitochondrial nucleoid. Gene Ontology annotation, molecular function: DNA binding. Lineage: Eukaryota; Metazoa; Arthropoda; Insecta; Hymenoptera; Pteromalidae. The transcript has 6 exons. Bases 138 to 1151 code for a protein of 337 amino acids. The record is from RefSeq and is a predicted model, not a curated record.